This is a messenger RNA of Apis florea (little honeybee), 2051 nucleotides long. RefSeq lists its product as uncharacterized. Lineage: Eukaryota; Metazoa; Arthropoda; Insecta; Hymenoptera; Apidae. The record is from RefSeq and is a predicted model, not a curated record.
GAUGGCUAGCCUGGAUUAUUUUCUGUUUACACUGGACGCUUGAUAAACUUCAAUUGAUAAAAUAAAAAUAAAUAUCUUGGGAUAUUUUAAAACUAAAAUAUAAACAUAGUACUGAUAAUCUAGAAAAGCUAAAGAUGUAAUAUUUCCUAAACAUGUAAUCAUAUGGGUGAAAGUUUAAACGAACGAAUAGAUAAUUUACGUAAACGAAGUAGAUUUUUAUUAGCAGAAGUAGAUAAGAAUUCUAAUAAAGUUAAAAAUGAAAUUAAAAAAUUAAAUUCCCAAAAUUUAAUAUGCAGAGAAGAUUGUAAAAAUCAUGUUGGCAAAAUAAAUUCACAAAACUUAUGCUACAAGAGAAAUAAUAAGUCAUGGAAAUUAAGAAAUGAUUCUAGUGGAGUGAAUGGAGCUUUGCAUUUAGACUAUUUCCGUAAUACCUCUAAUCAAACGCUUACAUCAAUGCCCAACACAACGAAUGCCUCAACAACAAAGAAAACAUUAAUAUCUUCAAAAAAACAUUCUGACAAUCAACACUGUUUGGAUAUUCGCAGAAAACCAGUAAAAGGAUGUUAUUGCUCUGAAUUAAAAAAAUUACAACAAAAAUCAAUAAAAACACAAAGUAAAUCAUGUUAUUGUAAAAAAUGUAAAAGUCAUAUUCUUCCUGCUAUAGUAAUAGAAGAUAAUUAUGAAAAAUCAACUAUAUCUACACCCAUUAGUUGUGAAACAUUGAGAAGAGUUCAAAAGAUAGAUUAUGUACCCAAAUCUCAAUUUUUACGUAAUGUCAGAAGCAAAAUUUCUCUCCUGCAAUCAGCAGCAGGAGAUUGUCCACAGAUCUGUUCUAAAUCGCAGUGUUAUCAUAAACUUAUGACCAAAAAAGAUAUAUGUAGUAUUCCAGACACUUAUAAAUCCAUAGAGGAAUUGAAAACAGAUGAAAUUAUUCCUGAUUUAACAAAAACAAAAGUCAGUGAAAAAUAUUCAAGUUCUGAAACUGAAAGUAUAGAAAAAAGUGAUAAAGGAAUUCAGGUAUCUUUAAAAAAAAAAUCAAAGAUUCUUUCUUCAACAUCUAUACCUUAUAUACCUAGUAUAUCUGAUAUGAAAAAAAUACAAGAUGACAAAAUAGAUCAAUAUCAGGAAGAAAAGCCAAAAGUUUGCAAAAAUGAUUUAGAAAAGAAGGAUAAUGCUGAUUCAGAAAAAUAUCAAAACACAGUCUGUGUAAAGAAAUCAGUAGAUGAAAUUGAACAAAAACAUCCUUCUGAUAAAGAAAUGAAAGAUUUAAAUAAAUUUCGUGAAAAAAAUUACUUUGACACACACGGAUCUAAUGAUAUUUUAGUAUCAUCUAAAUCUUCUGGUUCCUUGGAACAAUAUUUCUUAAAUGACAGAUUAUUCCCUGAACGAUCAAGAACUAUUCAUAAGAAAGAUUUGGUUGUAACAAUGCCACCUUGCGCUACUACGCAACUAAAACGAAUACAUUAUUUCCCUAGAUAUAUUGUUCAUCAAGAAAAGAGUAAUUGUAAUACAAUUGGUAAAAAGAAACGUUGCCAAACCUGUCCUUUGACUGGCCAUGCCAUAGAUCUUGGUAUUACAAAAAUAAAAGUACCUUUGAACAGUUUAGCCCUUAAGUUUCAAAAACGAUUGCCUUAAACAAAAAACUAUUUUAUUGCAAUAAAUAAAACUAGGAAAAAAUAAAGUAAAUAAAAAUCUAAUAAUUUAAUUAUAUCUUUCUUUUUUUUAACAUCAAUACAGAAUUUUAGAAAAUCUAUUCCAUUUACUUUAUUCCAAAUCUUUAAUUUUGUACAUAUUUUUGAAUAUAAAUUGUAAUAAUUAAAUCAACCUCACAUAUUUUUACUCAAAGCAUAGUAAGCUGUGAUUGAGAAUUAUUAAUCACGUGAUUAUUGAGAUUAUUAAUGUCUUGUAGAAUGUAUUUUACAAUUAAGUUUCAUGUAAAACUCUCGAUAUCUGACAUGACAUUUGAUAACGUGAUUUAAACAAAUAUUUGGAAUUGUUGUAUCUUUUUUACUUUCAUAAAAAGAAAAUAAAUAGUGAUAUAUAAUGUAGUA